This is a messenger RNA of Hyaloperonospora brassicae, 2730 nucleotides long. The record is from the annotation of a GenBank genome assembly. NCBI's taxonomy places the organism in Eukaryota, Oomycota, Peronosporomycetes, Peronosporales, Peronosporaceae.
AUGACAACGCCCGACUUGCACGUGACGCCCGCGCCGAGUGUGGAGCAGGAAACGGACGAGACGCCCGACCAGGAGUCGCCGUUGACGCCUUUGGUGCCCACCCCGGAGGUCGCCACCGAUGCGUCCACGGACGGUGACGUUGCGUCCACGCCCGCACCGACGAUGACAACGCCCGACUUGCACGUGACGCCCGCGCCGAGUGUGGAGCAGGAGACGGACGAGACGCCCGACCAGGAGUCGCCGUUGACGCCAUGGAUGCCCACCCCGGAGGUCGCCACCGAUGCGUCCACGGACGGUGACGUUGCGUCCACGCCCGCACCGACGAUGGCAACGCCCGACUUGCACGUGACGCCCGCGCCGAGUGUGGAGCAGGAGACGGACGAGACGCCCGACCAGGAGUCGCCGUUGACGCCAUGGAUGCCCACCCCGGAGGUCGCCACCGAUGCGUCCACGGACGGUGACGUUGCGUCCACGCCCGCACCGACGAUGACAACGCCCGACUUGCACGUGACGCCCGCGCCGAGUGUGGAGCAGGAGACGGACGAGACGCCCGACCAGGAGUCGCCGUUGACGCCAUGGAUGCCCACCCCGGAGGUCGCCACCGAUGCGUCCACGGACGGUGACGUUGCGUCCACGCCCGCACCGACGAUGGCAACGCCCGACUUGCACGUGACGCCCGCGCCGAGUGUGGAGCAGGAGACGGACGAGACGCCCGACCAGGAGUCGCCGUUGACGCCAUGGAUGCCCACCCCGGAGGUCGCCACCGAUGCGUCCACGGACGGUGACGUUGCGUCCACGCCCGCACCGACGAUGACAACGCCCGACUUGCACGUGACGCCCGCGCCGAGUGUGGAGCAGGAGACGGACGAGACGCCCGACCAGGAGUCGCCGUUGACGCCAUGGAUGCCCACCCCGGAGGUCGCCACCGAUGCGUCCACGGACGGUGACGUUGCGUCCACGCCCGCACCGACGAUGACAACGCCCGACUUGCACGUGACGCCCGCGCCGAGUGUGGAGCAGGAGACGGACGAGACGCCCGACCAGGAGUCGCCGUUGACGCCUUUGGUGCCCACCCCGGAGGUCGCCACCGAUGCGUCCACGGACGGUGACGUUGCGUCGACGCCCGCACCGACGAUGGCAACGCCCGACUUGCACGUGACGCCCGCGCCGAGUGUGGAGCAGGAGACGGACGAGACGCCCGACCAGGAGUCGCCGUUGACGCCAUGGAUGCCCACCCCGGAGGUCGCCACCGAUGCGUCCACGGACGGUGACGUUGCGUCGACGCCCGCACCGACGAUGGCAACGCCCGACUUGCACGUGACGCCCGCGCCGAGUGUGGAGCAGGAGACGGACGAGACGCCCGACCAGGAGUCGCCGUUGACGCCAUGGAUGCCCACCCCGGAGGUCGCCACCGAUGCGUCCACGGACGGUGACGUUGCGUCCACGCCCGCACCGACGAUGACAACGCCCGACUUGCACGUGACGCCCGCGCCGAGUGUGGAGCAGGAGACGGACGAGACGCCCGACCAGGAGUCGCCGUUGACGCCAUGGAUGCCCACCCCGGAGGUCGCCACCGAUGCGUCCACGGACGGUGACGUUGCGUCCACGCCCGCACCGACGAUGACAACGCCCGACUUGCACGUGACGCCCGCGCCGAGUGUGGAGCAGGAGACGGACGAGACGCCCGACCAGGAGUCGCCGUUGACGCCAUGGAUGCCCACCCCGGAGGUCGCCACCGAUGCGUCCACGGACGGUGACGUUGCGUCCACGCCCGCACCGACGAUGGCAACGCCCGACUUGCACGUGACGCCCGCGCCGAGUGUGGAGCAGGAGACGGACGAGACGCCCGACCAGGAGUCGCCGUUGACGCCAUGGAUGCCCACCCCGGAGGUCGCCACCGAUGCGUCCACGGACGGUGACGUUGCGUCGACGCCCGCACCGACGAUGGCAACGCCCGACUUGCACGUGACGCCCGCGCCGAGUGUGGAGCAGGAGACGGACGAGACGCCCGACCAGGAGUCGCCGUUGACGCCUUUGGUGCCCACCCCGGAGGUCGCCACCGAUGCGUCCACGGACGGUGACGUUGCGUCGACGCCCGCACCGACGAUGGCAACGCCCGUCUUGCACGUGACGCCCGCGCCGAGUGUGGAGCAGGAGACGGACGAGACGCCCGCGCCGAGUGUGGAGCAGGAGACGGACGAGACGCCCGACCAGGAGUCGCCGUUGACGCCAUGGAUGCCCACCCCGGAGGUCGCCACCGAUGCGUCCACGGACGGUGACGUUGCGUCGACGCCCGCACCGACGAUGACAACGCCCGACUUGCACGUGACGCCCGCGCCGAGUGUGGAGCAGGAGACGGACGAGACGCCCGACCAGGAGUCGCCGUUGACGCCGUGGAUGCCCACCCCGGAGGUCGCCACCGAUGCGUCCACGGACGGUGACGUUGCGUCCACGCCCGCACCGACGAUGACAACGCCCGACUUGCACGUGACGCCCGCGCCGAGUGUGGAGCAGGAGACGGACGAGACGCCCGACCAGGAGUCGCCGUUGACGCCAUGGAUGCCCACCCCGGAGGUCGCCAUCGAAACGUCCACAGACGGUGGCAUUGCGCCGACAUUAACACCGACGAUGAUGACUACGGGCGCUGCUGUAGACGACAGUGAUCAGACUCCUUGGGACGGCAGGGAGUUGAACGCUCCGCAAGAGGAGGAUCAGAACAUGUGCACGUGA